CCAUCUUCAGUUUGGACAUGGCACAUGUAUGGUUUGGUUGUUCUGUUGUGGCUAUAUGAUGGAGGAAGAAUUGAAUUACGUGACUGUGAAUUUCAUCAAACGAGACGCUUCCACCCAAGAGAAACAGCAGGAGUUAGAACAAGUCUAUGAUGAAGUGAAGACAGAGUCUCAAAGAUGUGACAACCAACAAGGCAUUACAGAGCAAGACUAUAAACAACCAAGCCACCGUCCCGUUCUCCCUGUAGUAUGUUCAGUAUGUUUGGGGAUCAUCUGUGUCAUCUUGCUGUCAAUCAUUGCAGUACUCAGCGCUCACUUCCAGACAGUUAUGUUGGAGCAGUAUACUGUAAACGACAACCUGACCAGGCAGAAUCAUCUGCUGCGGGCGGAGAUGUUGCACCAUAAGAAUGUUUCGAGGGAGCUCAUCAGCAAGAGUGACCGACUCAACUGGACGUUGGGAGUCAUUCUGGACUUCUCUGAUUUCCCAGUGCGUUCCUAUUGUCCACAGAAAGUGUGCAAACCCUGCCAGGAUGGAUGGAAGCUCUUUCAGUCCAAGUGCUAUCUGUUUGCCAAUCAAUACUACAGCUCCGGGUGGAACUAUUGGGAUAACAGUCAGACAUCCUGCCGGGAUUAUAAUGCUCACCUGGCAGUGAUCGACUCUCAGGAAGAACAGGAGUUCAUUAGCAGCCAGGCUGAAGAGUACCACGAUGCAAAGCAUGGCUACUGGAUUGGCUUGAAGCAUGAGAAAAACGAAUGGACGUGGGUGGAUGGGAGCAACACAACUGUAACUUAUUGGGCAGCGGAACAAACAACAUCUGGGACGUGUGUGUUACUACUGCCAAAAUCUCCCCCACAGGCCAACUGGAAAAAGACGUCUUGUUUUAUGUACAACCGCUGGAUCUGUGAAACAAAAUCAUUAAUAAUGCCUGAAGACAGAACUAGGGUCCCUUAGGUUCCUAAAAUCCAGCAUGUUGGUGGAAGAGGACUUGGCUUUGCAACAUUUGUGUCAAAAACUUUUGUAAAAAGCUGAUGUAUAUUUGAAAAAGACCUUGCCUUAUCGAUAGAUAGACAGCCAUUAUUCUUGCCGCGGUGCUAGACAACAACUCUCAACAGCUCUCAUUUUCUUAGAUUGUGCUUUUGACAGACCACCUUUGAAGGAUUUUGGGUUUAGUAAAUGCAAACUUGAAAGACAGACUAAACCUUACUCAGCAAUAAGCAGUAACAAUAUGGCAGUUGGCCAGGUAACAAAAUUUGGGUGUUGCCACGCAGGAAUUCUAGUUAUAUUUUAUGUUGUUACUAUUAUUAUUAUUAUUUUAUCAAGCACAGAUUUGUGAAGUUUUCUGUUCAACAUGAUGAUGAACAGUGUGUCAGAGGUGUGAUCUGGAAUACUAAACAGAAGUUCUAGUGGUGAAACAGUUGCAGUUGUACAAACUUAAAAGGUAAAACUAGGACUGGGACAUUCAUUUUUCUGAAGUAAAUACAUUCAAAUAUAACAGCUGAUUAAUCCCACUUAAAGUUUCUUUGCCAGGGGACAUUUUUCUGUGCAUAAAUUCCACAUACAGUGUGAUGUCAUAACCAAAACAUGAAGGAGACUAAAUGAUAUUGUGUUCUGUGUACUUCACGCUGCAAAGAGUUCAUGCAUCACUGGAGCACUUCCAUCCUGAUUCAGCCUAUGAGCACACAUUCUAGUGCACAUAUUAAAAUACGAUUCAUCUCGAGUGAUAAAUAAUAAAACCUCUAAUUAGAUUGUUUUUUAACAUCACAUCCACCUCUAGUUAAAACAUUACAUUCUUCCACAGAAGCAUAGCUGACUUCUGACUUCAACUUAGACAAUUGGCCUGAGCCAUAAGAUUCUAUGUCUGGGUCAGGUACGUUCUUUAGAACGCUCACGGCUUAUCAUUUUAGACAGUGAAAUGGAAACGAUUGUCUUGAGUGCAGCUGGAGCGUACACGUGGCGGAAGUUCUGUCUUCCUCUUUACCAGAAGAGAAGCUUUCAUUUAAAGUGACAGAUGAGCUCAUGCAAAUUUCAGCUGUACAUUUAAUUUCAUCAAUAAAAACAGAUACAAAAUCCAUCAGGUUCCAUGCACAGUUCAUUCACGGCAUAAAAAUGUAUUACCAGCCACAAUAUU
Synchiropus splendidus (mandarinfish) is the source of this 2126-nucleotide messenger RNA. RefSeq names its product C-type lectin domain family 7 member A. Bases 29 to 949 code for a protein of 306 amino acids. The transcript is spliced from 7 exons. The record is from RefSeq and is a predicted model, not a curated record. Lineage: Eukaryota; Metazoa; Chordata; Actinopteri; Syngnathiformes; Callionymidae.